AUUUAUCCAGAGGAUAGCUUAUCGAGAGGUAUGAAGAAAUCGGCCGUUGGACUUGUGCACAUAGCAGGGAAUAGAACCGCACGGUUGUGAACGUAGCACGGAAUAGAACCACGUUCACGUUUGAACAUAACGUACGUACCGACAAGUCGUUCGUGGACACGUGGCUACGUAGUUGUCAAUGUGCACCACCCGUUGACAUUGCGCAAGCUGAGCACCAACCGAUACAUAUUUCUUCUCUCCAUUUGUUAAAUUACGUUAAAUGUUGAAAGAUUUUGUUAAUUCCGUUUAAAAUCGAGAUGGAUGACUUUAAGGAGAAACAGACAAACGCAAAUAUAAUUCCGAAAGAGGAUGACCACGAGGAAGAAGUUAUUCAGAUGACAGACGAAAUGGUGUUUGAUACGUUUUCGGAGGACGAAGAGGAGGAAGUUGUUUCAUUGGAAGAUGAAGACGAGUUUACCGAAGAGGAAUAUCAGAAAUACCUGAAUGAAGAAGAAGAGAUUGAAAACAAAGAUGACGCGGUGCUUGUGUUUCGUGGCCACCGUCCGCAAAAUGGAGUAUUUUGUUGUGCUUUGAGCAAGGACGCUCAACUAGCGGCGACAGGAGGUCAGGAUGAUAAAGCGUUUCUCUGGAAUGCUGUCACAGGUGAGAUCAUCAUUGAGUGUACCGGUUUUGAAGACAGCGUUAUAUCCGUUGGAUUUAAUCACAACGACAAAUACAUGGCUGCUGCCGACAUGAGCGGCAUAAUAAAAGUUUGGCACAUAGAAAACAAAACUUGCAUCUGGCAAGUCAAUAUAGAAAAUAUUGUGUGUAUGCAAUGGCAUAAAUCGAGUAAUGUUUUACUAGUGGGUGUAACAUCAGGAAACCUUUAUAUGUACAACAUACCCGAUGGAAAUGUUAAAGUUUUUGCUCAGGGAUACGGAGAUCCGCUGGAGACUUUUGUCAUUUUUCCUGACGGACUGCGCGCCGCGGUGGGAUUUGAAAGCGGCAAAAUUCACGUACUGGAUUUAAAAACAAACACGGUGUUGAGUCGCACACCCAGCGAUCCUAAGCGUUUGCACGGACAUCAGUAUUCCGUUCUCACCAUAGACUGUCAUCUAAUUAAUAAUACGUUAAUCUCGGGAUCGAAGUCCGGACAGGUUAUAAUAAGUUCCGCAAGUACCGGCAAAGUACUUUCUGUAUUGUACGAUCCAAAUCCGGAGCCAGAUAAGACUAUUACCGUGGAGUCUGUCGUAUUUAGCACGAUUCCCUCCUCCUUUAACUGCGCUGCUGCUGCGAUACUCGAAGACUGUAAUUGGGGAAGAAUUGUCAUAUGGGACGUCAACACAUUUACUAUCAGAUAUAACAUAUCGAAACUGCAAGGAAUUUUGAAACUAAUCUGGACCAACGACAACAUAUUGUUCGCAACGGGGAUAAAUGGCCCGUUACUUGGCUUUAGUGUGACGCAUGGCAGUUGUAGCGCCACAUUUCCAGGCCACAAGGACAAGAUACUCGAUUUACACAUAUGCGAAAAAACAAAGAGGGCGUUGACGGUUUCGGACGAUAGUACCGCGAGGAUCUUUGAUGUAUCAGGUAAUGUUCACUAAUAUCACGUACGUCUUCUGUUUAUAAGAUAAUGUGUAAAUCAUGUAUAAAUAAAAAUUUGAAGUUUACCUAAACUUUUCCUUGCAAUUUAUUUUUGUACC
This is a messenger RNA of Pseudomyrmex gracilis, 1682 nucleotides long. RefSeq names its product angio-associated migratory cell protein. The coding region runs from base 297 to 1583 and encodes 428 amino acids. Gene Ontology annotation, molecular function: protein binding. The record is from RefSeq and is a predicted model, not a curated record. Lineage: Eukaryota; Metazoa; Arthropoda; Insecta; Hymenoptera; Formicidae. The transcript has 8 exons.